Molecule: messenger RNA, 1029 nt
Organism: Drosophila mauritiana
Lineage: Eukaryota; Metazoa; Arthropoda; Insecta; Diptera; Drosophilidae
Product: serine/threonine-protein phosphatase 2A 56 kDa regulatory subunit alpha isoform
Exons: 4
Coding region: 28-1008 (326 amino acids)
Biological process (GO): protein dephosphorylation; signal transduction
Cellular component (GO): cytosol; nucleus; protein phosphatase type 2A complex
Molecular function (GO): protein phosphatase activator activity
Source: RefSeq, a predicted model, not a curated record
CCAAAAAAUAAAAUAAACAAUCCGAAAAUGAAUAACUUUGACCACUCUCGACUCACCGACAGCGAUGUUAGUCCGUGCAAAAUUCGAAAACUGAGCAAGUCGUUGUCCAAGAAGCAGGCAGUCACAGAUCUAUUCUCCAGUUUCGUGAAAACACAUCAUUUUCGUCCCAACAUCGAUGCUCAGAGGGUUCAUAAAAUAAUUGUCGUGAAGUUAGUGGAACGCUUAGAAAGUAAGGAUGCUCGUGAUCGCAAAUUUAUGCAGGGUAUAUUGCGCCGCAUCUAUUUAAAGUGCAUCGACUUGCGUCCAUUUAUUCGCAGUCAGUACAACGAUGUAUUCUUUCGAUUCAUUUUCGAAGAAAAUGACUUUCUUUGCAUCGCAGGAAUUCUGGACACUUACUAUGAUAUAAUCAUGGGCUUUACUCAACCAGUUGAGACCGAACAUGAGCAACUGCUCUUUAAGAUACUUUUGCCUUUGCACAAGCCACCAUCGCUACCAAAGUAUUUCAAUCAACUGAUAAAAUGCGUUAUCGCACUCCUUAUCCAAAAUCCAUCUUUCAUUGAAAAAUAUGUAAAAGGUCUUCUACGUAUCUGGCCGAAGACGUCCAUUACUAAGGUGACUUUGUUUCUAACCGAGAUUGGCAGAAUUCUGCUUAUAAAAGAUGAGCAAGAGGUCAAGAAAGUCCUGCCGAUGGUGUUUAACCAUAUGUCCAAAUGCCUGUGCAAUGAAAGCACUAAGGUAUCUGAGUACACUCUUCUUUUGUGGCAAAACUAUAGGAUCUUGGAGGUUAUAGAUCGAAACCACGAGCUCAUCAUACCCAUCGUAUAUCCACACCUAUUACGCAUAUUGAUCCGUCAUUUGGGAACAUCAAUGCAAUCGCUUGUCUCCAUUGUUUUAGGUUAUUUACUAAAAAUGAACAACGCGCUGUUUAGAAGCCUGACUUCUAUGUGUAUGUGCGGCAAAGAACCGAUGAACGCCAAGAGUUCUAUACUACUUGAGCAUAUUAUAUAAGAACUACAUAAUGAUUGCAAC